This is a messenger RNA of Chlorocebus sabaeus (green monkey), 1616 nucleotides long. It is a transcript of the gene ECHS1, whose product is annotated as enoyl-CoA hydratase, short chain 1. The record is from RefSeq and is a predicted model, not a curated record. Gene Ontology annotation, cellular component: mitochondrion. Gene Ontology annotation, biological process: fatty acid beta-oxidation. Lineage: Eukaryota; Metazoa; Chordata; Mammalia; Primates; Cercopithecidae. Gene Ontology annotation, molecular function: catalytic activity.
GCGGCGCAGAGCCCGGCAGGCGCCGCCAUUGCCUCUGCAUCCGCGCGGUCUCCCCGGGGCCCCAAUGGCUGGGGCGCGGGCGACGGCGGCGGGGCCUGGAGGGGGCUGGCUCCAGCCCAACGCGGGGUCCCCGGGGCGCCCCUGGAACUUACGUCCGCGAGGGGCCGCGCGGGCCUGGGGGCGGGGCCUGGAGGGCGCUCCCGACUCCCUCUGCGCGGGCUGAUCUCGCGAGGGCCGCCUGGUCUCGCGGCAUUGGCCUGUGGGCGGGGUGAGCCCUGAAAGGCCAGGCGAGGGGGCGGCUCCGCGGGGUCGGGAGAGUAGUCCAGAGCGCCAUGGCCGCCCUGCGUGCCCUGCUGCCCCGGCUCCGCGGCCCGCUAAGGCCCCCGGUUCGCUGUCCCGCGUGGCGUCCCUUCGCCUCGGGUGCUAACUUUGAGUACAUCAUCGCAGAAAAAAGAGGGAAGAAUAACACCGUGGGGUUGAUCCAACUGAACCGCCCCAAGGCCCUCAAUGCACUUUGCGAUGGCCUGAUUGAGGAGCUCAACCAGGCACUGAAGACCUUCGAGGAGGACACGGGCGUGGGGGCCAUUGUCCUCACCGGCGGGGAUAAGGCCUUUGCAGCUGGAGCUGAUAUCAAGGAAAUGCAGAACCUGAGUUUCCAGGACUGUUACUCCAACAAGUUCUUGAAGCACUGGGACCACCUCACCCAGAUGAAGAAGCCAGUCAUCGCUGCUGUCAAUGGCUAUGCCUUUGGCGGGGGCUGUGAGCUUGCCAUGAUGUGUGAUAUCAUCUAUGCCGGCGAGAAGGCCCAGUUUGCACAGCCGGAGAUCUUACUAGGAACCAUCCCAGGUGCGGGUGGCACCCAGAGACUCACACGUGCUGUUGGGAAGUCGCUGGCAAUGGAGAUGGUCCUCACCGGUGACCGGAUCUCAGCCCAGGAUGCCAAGCAAGCAGGUCUCGUAAGCAAGAUUUUUCCUGUUGAGACACUGGUGGAAGAAGCCAUCCAGUGUGCAGAAAAAAUUGCCAGCAAUUCUAAAAUUAUAGUAGCCAUGGCCAAAGAAUCAGUGAAUGCAGCUUUUGAAAUGACGUUAACAGAAGGAAGUAAGUUAGAGAAGAAACUCUUCUACUCAACCUUUGCCACCGAUGACCGGAAAGAAGGGAUGACUGCGUUUGUGGAAAAGAGAAAGGCCAACUUCAAAGACCAGUGAGACCCAGCCGCCCCUCCCUCACACCUUUGCUUGGAGAGGACAAGUGCAGCCUGUCAGUUUUAGAAGCAAGUAAAUCAUCCUGUUUUCAAGAGCAGGGUCCGUGGUGCGCAUUUCUCUCUGACUGCUGCGUGGUCACGGCCCGAGCUCUCAUGGCAUGACUGCCUUCUUCUCUCAGCCUGUGAGGGUCCGUGUUCACGCCCUGAUUGGAGCACCUUCUUCUCAAUCUUAAGACUCUGCUGAGGAGCCCCUGCUGGUCCCUCUGGGCAUGCAGUGCUUGGGCGGAAAGCAGGGCCUGCGGGUCCUUGUGUCCCUGCCGCUGGAGAGGGGCUGCUCUGAGGGGAACACUGCUGCCUUCACACAGAUGCUCUGCUGAUUAAAGUGACAGCGAUUCAGGUGACACCACGCCUUGUA